Symbiodinium sp. CCMP2456 is the source of this 1521-nucleotide messenger RNA. The record is from the annotation of a GenBank genome assembly. Lineage: Eukaryota; Dinophyceae; Suessiales; Symbiodiniaceae.
AUGAGCGACGGCCCGGACCAACUCUUUGACUUCUUGGAGACCACCCACUCCGAGACUCCUGUUCUCGAAACCCCUUGCCGCAAGCUCCUCAACAGCUUCGAUGCUACGGAAACGCCAGCUUUCCUGAAGGCUUCGCCGGUGUCUACGAAUGCUUCCGCUUCAAGUUCCCCUCCGAACAAGGACAGCCCGGACUCCAGCAAGACUUCGUCGACGACCCCGCCUCCUUCGCUUCCCUCGAGGGCACCCGAGCCUGGCAAGAAGUUUGGAUUUGGCAAUGCUUUCAAGGCUUUGCAGUUUCGCUCAAAGUCUACCGACUCCAACUUGGGUGACAAGACCUCACCAACCAAGAGCGACAUGAGCUUACUCCAGAGUGAGAUCGAGAAGGCCAGAGAGGCUGUGAAGAAUGAGAAGAAGAAUGAGAAGGGAGGAGCUGCCGAUCCGAGCAAGGCGAGCAAAGGCAAGCCUGGCCCCGUUGGCAAGGCGGAGAAGGUGGCCUUGCUGAGGCAGGCCAGCUCCAACGUGCUGGGUUUGGCAGCUGCUGUCAGCAGCUUGAAGCUCAGUCCUGCGGACAAAGCCAAAGCCAAGCCAAAGGCUCGCGGCAGGAAGGCGGCGGUUGCCGAGGAAGCGGAGAAGUCGGACGUGGGUUCUGCUGAUGAAGACGAGGCGGCUGAUGAGAUUCAGAGCCCCGUGAGCUACGAGCAGGUGGACAGCGAUGAAGAGAUCAACAAGACGAGACGCGUCGCCGAGGAGAAGGGCAUCAAGGAGCCACGCAAAAAGAAGCAGCCGAAGGCGAACAUGGCCAAGGGCAAAGCUAAGGCGAAGAGUGAGCCGAAGCCAUCCCGCAAGGGUGCAUCGAACGAGCCCAAGGAUAAGAAGGGCGGUGCCGGCAAGAAGCAGAAGGUCGACCCGGUGCAGACGGCCGAGCAAAAGAAGCGCCCGUGCAUGGAAAGCUUCCUUGCCAAGGAGUGGAUCCGGUUCAAGGACGAGAAGCUCAAGGAGCUCAAGGGCACCAAGCCCUACCAGGUCCUUUUGAAGGAGAUUUCUGCUUUGUGGAAGACCCAGCCCGCGCGCAAGCAAGCCGCAGCUGGCCUCAGCCAGACCGAGCUGAAACGAGUCCUGAAGGAUCCGCAAGCGAUCCCAUGUCGGUGGGACAGCGACCAGUGCGUCGUCGUGCUUGAAGUGACAGAGGACGGAUCGCGUCGCUUGAAGGAUACGAAGCCCUGCACCAUCCGAGCCCUUCUCACCGAGUUUGAGGCAAAUGGAAUGGUAGAGACGACUUUGAACGGGCACGAGUAUGUGCGCCCCGAAGGCAAUGCCGGCGAUGUUGAUUUCUUCGAGGUCACCCCGGAGGAGCAAAACCCUUUGGUCUUCAAGUUUUCUGCGAUUCCCAAAGCGGCCGUGGAGCAGGGCAAUGUGAAGUACACCAGUUUGGCCAGCUUGUUCAACAAUCGUGAACUCAUGGAUUCCAAAAUGCUUCAGCUUUGCUGGAGGGUGUCCUACUCACAGGAUGAUCAGGACUGA